Molecule: messenger RNA, 477 nt
Organism: Glarea lozoyensis ATCC 20868
Lineage: Eukaryota; Fungi; Ascomycota; Leotiomycetes; Helotiales; Helotiaceae
Product: Cytidine deaminase-like protein
Exons: 5
Coding region: 1-477 (158 amino acids)
Cellular component (GO): cytoplasm; nucleus
Molecular function (GO): diaminohydroxyphosphoribosylaminopyrimidine deaminase activity
Source: RefSeq, a predicted model, not a curated record
AUGAACGAUCAAGAAGCUUUCGCAAUCGCUGUCGAAGAAGCAGAGAUGGGAUAUAACGAGGGAGGAGUUCCUAUUGGAGCCGCUCUUGUAUCUCGCGAUGGUAAAUUACUCGGCCGCGGUCACAACAUGAGAGUUCAGAAAGGGUCCGCCAUUCAUCAUGGUGAGACUUCUGCCCUCGAAAACUCAGGUCGUCUCCCAGCAUCGGCUUACAAGGGGGCUACUAUGUACACUACACUAAGUCCAUGCGACAUGUGCACAGGAGCGUGCAUCCUUUACGGAAUCUCGAGAGUUGUCAUUGGAGAGAACAAGACCUUUCUUGGUGGUGAAGCAUAUCUCAAGCAAAGAGGUAUCGAGGUAGUGAUACUCGAAAAUAAGAAAAUGCAAGAUCUCAUGGAGAAGUUCAUAUCGGAGAAGCCGGAAAUAUGGAACGAAGACAUUGGAGAAGAAGAGAGGGUUCACUCGAAAGAGCUCAAAUGA